Molecule: messenger RNA, 1347 nt
Organism: Penicillium odoratum
Lineage: Eukaryota; Fungi; Ascomycota; Eurotiomycetes; Eurotiales; Aspergillaceae
Product: putative secretory lipase
Exons: 1
Coding region: 1-1347 (448 amino acids)
Biological process (GO): lipid catabolic process
Molecular function (GO): triacylglycerol lipase activity
Source: RefSeq, a predicted model, not a curated record
AUGAAGACCCUCCUUCGCCUUCCUGUGGCUCUGAUGUCACUUGCUUCUUACGUACAAGCUCAACCUCCUGCUCGCCCAAACGAUCUCAACUUCACGGAAGCCCAAGCGGAGAAGCAUGAUUGCGACAAGGCCUGCCAGGAGAAUCUACGCAAGUAUGAGGAAUUGGACAGUCAAGUCUUUGGCAAUAUUCCCUUCAACUAUGAGUUUUACAAAACUGCGACCAACUUCACGGGGUCACGGCCCGGAGACCUGUUGAAGCUUGAGCAGCAGAAUACAUCUGCAUAUGAUAUCCCCCCUGGAACGUCGUUAUGGCUUAUGCAAUAUACAACUGUCGAUGUCGGUGGAGUAGCUGUCCCAGCGACUGCCUUUAUUGCACUUCCCUACACGGAGCCCCCAAGUGACAAAGUCCGUCUUGUAGCAUAUGCCCAUGGAACUAUUGGUGUUGAAUGGGCUUGCGCUGCAUCGUCAUCUUACAACUUGUUCGACUAUCAUUCCUGGCAGCUUCUCACAGCUCCCGGGUAUGCUGUAGUUGCUACGGAUUACGCGGGCCUGGGAAACAACUAUACUACGCACAAAUACGCUAAUCCGGUGAUUAACUCCGAAGAUACUUAUUUCUCAGUGGUUGCUGCUCGCAAGGCCUUCCCAGGAGUGUUCACCGAUGAAUGGGCCGCUGUUGGGCAUUCCCAAGGGGCUGGAACUGUCUGGGGAUUGAGUGAAAACCCUCGCGUCACUACGAAGGAGAGUGGAGAGUACCUCGGAGGAGUUGCCGUUGCUCCUAGCUCCAGAUUGAAUGAUCUUCUCACCGCUGUACCACUAAAUCUGUCAUGGGGCUUUGGCAACUUGAUCGUGCAAACAUUCCAAGUUUUGAAGUUCCCGAUACAACCGAUUGUUCUCACCUCAACUGGCUUGGCCCGUUAUCCACUUAUGGAAGAACUUCAGCUUUGCGCCACUUCUGCGGCCGAGUUAGAUGGAGAACUCCCAGAUCACGGCAUUGUGGACAUGACACCCGAAGUCGUUCAACACAAUCAUGAAGCUUUUAUCGCGUUCCAAAACAAGUAUGGCGCCGCCACCGGUCGAAAGGGGUACAAGGAACUUCUCGUCGUUCAAUCUAUCGACGAUGAGGUUGUUAAUGUUACUGCUACAAAGGAGGCGUACGACUAUGCAUGCAAGGUUGGCAACAUUAUCCACCUCAGUUUAUAUCCUGGCCUUGACCACGAUGAUUCAAUCGCUGCCUCAGCCCCAGAGUGGCUACAAUGGCUUGACAACAAGUUCAACCAUGUGCAAACUCCAAAUGACCACAAAUGUGAAGUUGAGACGCGGGUUUUGCUGACUGAUGGUUUGAGCUAA